UUAAUAUCUGCAAAUUGCAGUGCUUGCAAUUUGUAGUAAUGAACAACCUUUGAAAGGGAUUAUUGCUAAUUAAAGACAUCUUAGUCUUGAACCUAUCUAUCCAAAGGUGGAGUGCCCACAAACUAGUGUUAUCCACGUAUUGGCGGCCAUGACAAUAAUGGCUUCCCAAGCAACAGCUACUCAAGAAGUCAAUAAAUACCGUAAAGGGACUUGGCUAGAGGAAGAAGAUGAGCAAUUAGUGACUUUUGUAACCCUUUUCGGGGAUCGAAAAUGGGAUUUCAUAGCAGAAGCAUCUGGUCUAAAGAGGACAGGCAAGAGUUGCAGGCUGCGAUGGCUGAAUUACCUCCGCCCUAAUCUUAAGCGUGGUCAGAUAAGUGCUGAAGAAGAGCAAAUUAUUGUCCAGCUUCAUGAGCUAUGGGGUAACAAGUGGUCAAAGAUUGCUCGAAGGUUGCCUGGAAGAACCGACAAUGAGAUCAAGAACUACUGGAGAACUCAUCUGAAAAGGAAACUGCAAGCUCAAGAAGGAAAGCAAGAUUUCUUAUAUCAGAAAACGGAUCCAAGUUCCUGGAAUUAUGACAUGGAAGAGUAUAAAUCUGUAGGAACGACAGAUUCCUCCUUGGACCAGAACUAUGAGUUAUCGAGUUUCACAUACUUGAAUUCACCAUAUGAAACAAGGUUACAUGAUUGGAUGUCAUCAGAGUUAUCAGGUGAUAAAACUGAAGUGAAAAUUCAUGGGGAUUGUGGAGGUUUUGAUUCGAAUUUCUGUUAUCUGAAAUGGAAUUCUGAAGAUGGUGACAAUAGCGUAUCGGAUUCCUUGGGCUCUCUCUGGGAUAUGAACUGAGCUUUCUUACACUCGGAGGUUGAUGAAACAGACAUGUUAACUGUGUCAUAAGUACCAGCUUGUAUAAAUUUCAAGUUUCACUUC
Molecule: messenger RNA, 925 nt
Organism: Manihot esculenta (cassava)
Lineage: Eukaryota; Viridiplantae; Streptophyta; Magnoliopsida; Malpighiales; Euphorbiaceae
Product: transcription factor MYB27
Exons: 5
Coding region: 149-841 (230 amino acids)
Biological process (GO): regulation of DNA-templated transcription
Cellular component (GO): nucleus
Molecular function (GO): DNA-binding transcription factor activity; sequence-specific DNA binding
Source: RefSeq, a predicted model, not a curated record